This is a messenger RNA of Soboliphyme baturini, 2915 nucleotides long. The record is from the annotation of a GenBank genome assembly. NCBI's taxonomy places the organism in Eukaryota, Metazoa, Nematoda, Enoplea, Dioctophymatida, Soboliphymatidae.
AUGGCUACCCUUGUGCCUUGGGAUCUGUUAACGGACUUCGAACGACGAAAGUAUCGAUUUCGAGCUUUGGAAAUUCUGAAGUUUCUGCACUAUAAUGGCUACAGAGUAGUGGGCGUUGAAAACAGACGCGACGAGCAUUCUACCAAUAGCGAAGACCAUUCGUCAAUGGAAAAACGCUUUGCAUGCAACCUACUCGAAAAAUUUCUAACCUACAUGGACAACGUGGCCCUGAAAGUGCAGCCCGUGAAGCCUAGCAAAGCGUUCUGCCGUCGAAGCGAUUAUGUGGACACCUCGCACGAUGUAAAGUUUUUCAGCAAGAUUCUGCUGCCGCUGCUCGUUGCCUACUUCCGGUCACACAGUGGAUACUUCCUCGCGUCAGGCACUGGAUCCGCUGGAGCAACGAACAAAGAGAAAGAAAUGGUGGCAGGGCUAUUUGCGAGACUUGCCAUGCUUCUACGACGUAAACUGAAUGCAUUCGGAUGUGAAUCCCACACAUCGGUACGCUGCCUGCAGGUACUGGUGAGGAACAUUGACGUGAGAACACUUGUUAAAAUCAACUCGGACACGGUUCGAACGUCGCUUUUGAUCUUCUUCAAUGGCGCGGCCGACGACUUAAUCCUAGCCGUGCGAGACAUCCGCAACCAGGGUUGUUACGUGUCAUUGCGAGGAAAGACGCUGAAAUCGUGGUCCAGUCUCACCUACGUCUGUCAGGUGUUGCUGCCGUUGCUGACAGCGCUGUUCGCUCACCUAAACUCCACUAACGCUGGCCAGGAUCUGCUCAUAGACGAGAUCCAAAUUGCGACGUAUAAGAUCGUCGACAGCUUGUACGCUCUGUCGCUGUCCACCACAGCGGUGCAAGACCGAAAGUCCAUAAAAUAUGAAAUCGAAAAGCAUCGUUCGGCCAUCGGUCAGUGUUUGAGAGCCUUUGCCAGCUGUUUUCCUGUCGCUUUCCUUGAGCCGGACUUCAACACCAACAAUCGCUUCUCUUUCCUUAACAAAUUUCAUGACCAAUCUGUCUUGGCGAGAGAAAUGCUUCAUACGUAUUCAAGCAACAUACCGCUGCUCGACGACGUGCUGCAAAAGAUCGAAGACGUAGCAAAUGUUGGCGGCAAGUACGACGAUGAUCCGAACAUCUUCGAUGUCCACCUGCCGAUGCUAUGCAGCUACAUGACGUACUGGCGGCAGUUCGGCGAGGAUGGAACUCCGUCUGAAACAAAGGUUACAAAUAUUAAUAGCGAAUACAUCAACAAACUGUUUGUGGCGGCUCUGAAGGUAGUCGCUGAUCAUACGGGUUCGAAAAACGCGAUUUGGCUGUUUCGAUUUACUCCUUCGCUUCAGCCAAUGAUUCCGUAUGUCACGAUCGAUCCGCUGAAUGACUACCUUCUUCCCAUUGCUGCAAAAAUUCGUCGAUCCGCUGAACAAGCAUUCAAAGAGGAAGAACGGCUACGCACACAUCCGGAAACUACCGACGAAAACGCUGUAAUAGAGGAAAACUCUAUCCUGGUUCGCGACAUUUAUUCGUUCUAUCCUUUGUUGAUCAAGUUCACCGACUUGCAUAAAGCUCAUUGGUUGAAGAAGCCGUCAUUGGAGACGAACUGUUUGUAUGAAAACGUGGCGGUAGUUUUCAAAAUCUGGUCUGAAUCCCAAUUCGAGGACGACGUGGGUCCCAGCAUUGAGGUUAAGACCGGCAAAGCUGCAGUUGCCGUCAGGAAAAAGAAGCGGAGGGUCAGCAAGCGGCGUGAUCAGAGCGGCAACAGCAUUGUCGUCGCCUGUUUGAAGAGAUUAUUGCCGGUCGGCUUGAAUCUCUUUGGUGGUUCAGAGUUGGACAUUUUGCAGAAAGUGAAGGAAAAGUUCAUAGCGAGGGACAACGAAGAACAGAUCAGAAGUUUCAUUCAGUCCAGUUUGAACGUACCGAAGGAACAAGACCGCAAUCAAAAGAAUCAGUGGCAGAAAGAACUGUAUCAAAAAAUUGGUAAAGCGCAGAUGCUCCGAAUUGAGCCGAUGACCCAGGAAAAAGUCGUGGACAAGAUCUCAAAAAUGGGCGACGUGCUAUCCGCUCUUCAUGCAGUGGAACAUCCUUUAGCGCAGAUGGCAAACGCAUGGCGGAAAGUGUUGUCUGUACAGCGCAAAAGAGCGGUCGUUGCCUGCUUCCGCAUGCUCUCGAUAUACAGCUUCCCCAAGCAUCGGUGCAUUAACCUGUUCAUGGAAGGUUACCAAGAGAAAUGGCUGCAGUCUGAAAAUACGGGAAGGGACCGGCUGAUCAGCGACGUUGCCAACUUUUCGGACGAGAAUCGUUUGGCCAUCGCCGCUAGAUCUGAGGGGGAAGAACUGGAAAAUCUGAAAAUUCCAGACCCGAUUGUUCAGUUGGUUCAUUGCUUCCAACGCGCCGCCACUGCGGAGCGAAAGCAACUCGUGUCGAUCAACAGCGACCAGCUGUACAAGGACUACGCGGUGGUCAUGGCCAGCAGCAUCCACAUAAAGGAGGAAGAUGACAACGAGGCGGCGGACGAGGAAGAAGCGGUUUCAAUGGAGGUCGGUUGGGAAAAUGCAAACGCGACUUGCAAUGGCGAGCCUUCGACCAUGGUCUCGGAUACCUUACAGCUGGGUAUCCACAUUCUGAACGGUGGUAACAAAGCCGUACAAGCAGCGAUGCUGCGCUAUCUGCAAGACAAGCGAGAUGUACAGUUCUUCUCAUCGAUAACCGGUUUGCUUAGCAAAUGCAGCGUUCUGAACCUGGAGAUAUUCGAACGCCAGAUCAAAGCUGAAGAGAUGGGAAUGGGAGCGGAGCUUUCGGUCGGCGAACAUCAAAACUUGAAUGACGCAGAUUUCAUAUGUAGUUUGUUCCGUUUCUUGCAACUGACCUGCGAAGGUCAUAAUAAUGGUAAAUGUUCUCUGCGGCUAUUCAGAGGCUAAAU